UCGCAAAUGGACAGACCAUACUAGCGGUCAUGGCGAUGAUGGUUUGAGCUUUAUGAUUACCAUCUGGAAAUCAGAGUCUCCCUACAAUCUGACCAUCAUCUCCGAAAAUGCUGAUGGGAUUUCUGCACCUUCCGAUUUCUUAGUCUUUUAUUCGUAUGGCGUACCUCAAGAAGACCCGAACCAAAACGUUAAUCUUAUAUUAGAAAGUCGCUUGUAUGAAAGGAUCUCUCUUAAGAUGCACGCCACUGGGUAUCCAUCCCCAAUGUAUGAGUGGUAUCACUUCGGCCAGAGACUGAAAAGCUAUAAUCAGAAUUAUUCGAGCGAGGUCACAAUUGAGUCCAUGCAGUUAAAAGACUUUGGAUAUUACAAACUGAUAAUGACCAACACAGCAGGCACAAGCACAUAUAACUACUUCAUCGCUGCGUAUGGGCCACCAGAUGCAGCAUCUGACAUUGAAGUCUUCAAUAUAACCGAUACUUCAGUAACGUUGGACUUUAGACCUGGAUUUAAUUACAAUAAAAAACAGUUUUUCAAAAUACAUAUAGAAACUUCUAGAAAGGAGACGGACAUUGACAUGCUAUUAAAUGACACCACGAAUGGGAUAGCAGACAGUAGACAGAAUUAUACUGUUAGUCGAUUAGAACCUGGAACGGAUUACAAACUAACUAUUAUCGCCUACAACAAAGAAGGGUAUGCUGAUCCGUCCUCAACGGUUUAUUUUCGCACUGAAGGAUCAGCAAAGACUGGUUCCAUAGCUGUCAACAAUCUCAUUACGAUUAUCGCCUGCGUGAGUACAGGAUUGGCCAUCAUCUCGGUGUUAACAGUGCUGGCCAUAAGGAAGCGGAAACGAUCUGAUGCAGAAGUCGUUCAUCUAAGUGCUGGUGAAGUAGCUGACUGUACAAACAGUAAAGGUAUAUAAAAUACAUAAAAUAUGUAAGAACAUAGAGAAUGUAAGGUAAGAUUCUUUAUGUACUACACGUGUAAGCUUUCCUGAGACGAGUCGGA
Dreissena polymorpha is the source of this 1005-nucleotide messenger RNA. Its product is annotated as immunoglobulin superfamily DCC subclass member 4-like. The coding region runs from base 53 to 919 and encodes 288 amino acids. The record is from RefSeq and is a predicted model, not a curated record. Lineage: Eukaryota; Metazoa; Mollusca; Bivalvia; Myida; Dreissenidae. The transcript is spliced from 6 exons. Gene Ontology annotation, molecular function: protein binding.